AAAAAGUCCCACCAAUGGAUGUGGCUGCCUGACCUUGUUGGAAGGAUAAGACUGCAACUCUGCUAGGAUCAAGGCUCCGGAGCUUGCUUUAUUUCUCAGUUUCUCAGCAGUAGCUUUCCAGUGUGGUAGUUUCAGUUCCCUGUUGGAAAUCUCAGUCAAUCAGUUUCCUUCAGAAAGCAGAGAACAGAAGAGACUUUAGACCUGAUUUUAGAAGCAGGGUCCAUAUACCUCUGAUCCCUUUGGACACAAAAUAUAUGUUAGUUGAUUUUGCCAUUAUUUAGUAUGAAAAGGAAAAGAAGACCAGUCAAAGCAAGAGAAUGGAAAUGUUGUUUGAAAUUUCUAAAAGCUUGCUUCCUCCUCUCAGCAUUACCUUGUGACAACUGGAUACUUAAUUGACAAAGGCGAAGGAUGAUUGAUCCAGGCUUUUGUUUCAGUGUCAAAGCAUAGACUAAGAGUCCAUCCAUGAUCAGAUCUCCCCAACCCAUUGAAACAAUAUGCCAAGAAGAAGUUUUUAAAAGUACUCCAACUGCAGAGAUGCUCUAGGAAAAAAUUAAUUGAAGCAAAUAAAUAAAGAAAACAAAGACAUGUUUCUUUUUCAAAAGGUUUAUGUCUAAAUCAUGACUGGGGCUUCAGGGUUUCUUCAUGAUGAGUGAAAGCAUUCAAUAGUCUGCCAUGAAUUUCCCUGCUGCGAGGAGCAACCAGACAGAGUUUGUGCAUUUUGAGUCAUGCCAGCCCUCCUUCCCUGCAAUCUUCUUGCUCAUCACAGCUUAUGCUUUAGUCACGCUGAUGGGACUUUUCGGCAACCUCUGCCUGAUCGUUAUUAUCAGAAAACAGAAAGAAAGCCAAAAUGUCACCAACAUCUUAAUUGCCAAUCUCUCCUUAUCUGAUAUUUUCAUGUGCAUCAUGUGCAUUCCAUUCACUGUUGCGUACACUUUGAUGGACUACUGGGUAUUUGGAGAGGCAAUGUGUAAACUAAACAAUUUUGUACAAAGUAUGUCGGUUACCGUUUCUACAUUGUCACUUGUGUUAAUUGCUGUCGAGAGGUAUCAGUUAAUAGUGAACCCACGUGGAUGGAAGCCCAACAUUUCACAUGCAUAUUGGGGAAUUAUCUUCAUAUGGGUUUUUUCUCUAAUAAUGUCAAUUCCCUUUUUUGUAUUCCACAAAGUCACGGAUGAACCGUUUAGAAAUCUUUCUGCCCAUAGUGACUUCUACAUGGAUAAGGUUGUCUGCAUUGAAGACUGGCCAUCUGUUGCUGAGCGACUUGUCUUUACCACAACCAUGUUGGUUUUCCAGUACUUCUUCCCAUUAGGGUUCAUUUUUAUCUGUUAUCUCAAAAUAUUUGUGUGUCUUCAGAGGAGGCAUGGUAAAGUGGAUAAGAUAAGAGAGAAUGAGAGUAGACUAAAUGAGAGCAAAAGGAUUAACAUUAUGCUGAUUUCCAUUGUUUUGACAUUUGCGGCUUGUUGGUUGCCUCUGAACAUAUUCAACAUUGUGUUUGACUGGAACCAUGGCGCCCUGAUGAACUGCCACCAUAAUGUGGCUUUUACUCUGUGCCACUUAGUAGCCAUGAUUUCCACAUGCAUCAAUCCAUUUUUCUAUGGAUUUCUCAACAAGAAUUUUCAAAAGGAUUUGGUAGUGCUGCUUCAUAACUUCAGGUGCUUUGAAUCUCAAGAGUUAUAUGAGAACAUCGCCCUUUCAACUAUGAACACUGAUGUCUCAAAAGGAUCCCUGAAACUAAACAACAUGCCCACAAAUAUCUGAAACAGGAAACUAGUUUCUAACCAUUUAAACUUGCUUGUAAAUAUAUUACACAUAUUGAACUGUUGCUCUUAUGUGGAACUGUGGUGGUCUUGUUGUGAAGUAGGAAUGGCUCCUGCCAUUGGCUACAAUGGGAACAGUGGCUGAAGCCUGAAAUAUCCUACAAAUAAAAGAAACAAAUGAAUAUGAAUCCCAUUAAUACUAAAGUUCCUUGCAGGAGCUUUCCAUACUGAAAUACUAAACAGGAAGUCUGGAAAUCGCUACCCAGAAAAGGAGGUAUUGCAUUGCUUGAGGGUGGUGCUGCAUUCUCUGUGCAGGCUGUUCCACCUAUGUUUACCCUGCAGUUACCCUGGCCUGCCCAAAUCAAUACCCUAACAAAAGCCCUG
Molecule: messenger RNA, 2141 nt
Organism: Hemicordylus capensis (graceful crag lizard)
Lineage: Eukaryota; Metazoa; Chordata; Lepidosauria; Squamata; Cordylidae
Product: neuropeptide Y receptor type 6-like
Exons: 4
Coding region: 673-1758 (361 amino acids)
Biological process (GO): G protein-coupled receptor signaling pathway
Cellular component (GO): neuron projection; plasma membrane
Molecular function (GO): neuropeptide Y receptor activity; neuropeptide binding
Source: RefSeq, a predicted model, not a curated record